Molecule: messenger RNA, 2591 nt
Organism: Cataglyphis hispanica
Lineage: Eukaryota; Metazoa; Arthropoda; Insecta; Hymenoptera; Formicidae
Product: protein FAM161A
Exons: 8
Coding region: 292-2352 (686 amino acids)
Biological process (GO): cilium organization
Cellular component (GO): cilium
Source: RefSeq, a predicted model, not a curated record
CACUUCCUCAUAGACUUUACCAUGACGACGACGAUGCCGAGCCAGGUUGCAUUGAUUCUCUCGGCCGAGUCGGCAGGUAGUAAUGGCCGUCAAAGCGGCCAGCUCGUUAUCUUCGAUUCUUUCAACAUCUGGUUACAAACCUUCUACCUUCAGGAUUGAACUGGAGUCGCGUUCGACUGAUGAUCGAAUGUUAAUUAAGAAAAGUGAUUAAUAACGAAAACAUUCUGCUCUCUAUUAUUUAUAUUCUAUUGUUAUUUAUAUCAUACUAUAUCGUACACAAUUCAGUAAACCAUGACAGAGCAUAAAGGAACGUCUUUCUUUCAUUCGUGCGUGAAGAUGCCAGUGGAUCCUUACAGCAGACAGCCAACUCCCUCAUAUGAACGUCCUCGACUGUCGUCGACGAGGAGUCGAAGGUCGGAGAAAGUAAAAAAGAUCAACUUCGCCGAAAACGAACCGAUCGCUGUUGCUGAGGACUCGGAAUCGUCGAGUCCGCGCGAUACCCUGGAGAAUUUUCUGGAGUUUAUGAAAAGCAUACCCGACUACGGACAGAUACAUCAUCUGUCAAACGAGCAGUUCAAGCAAAGGGUUGAGUAUCUGCGGAGGAAGCAACGGCUACUUCUGCAGAAUUUGAGGAAUUCACUGGACGAUUUGGCGGAAAAGCCGCCGUCACGAUUGUCGAUUACAAGAAAUGAGAACUCGAAGUCGAAGAAUAUCAAGUCGGACACCGAUGAUCUCAAGUUGAAUGGUAAGAAAUGCUAUCUUGAAGAGUCCAGGACCAGCAGCCCGAUACUUUUUCCGUCCGGCACUUUCGCCGGUCUUGCCGAGGAUCAAGAUCUGCUAACGUAUAGAUGCAGGGACAAAGACAAGGAGACGAAGACGUUGCGCAACAAAGAGAUCGCAGCUAAUAAGAGUUGGAGUACAUGGAGCGGAUCAAAGAGUGACGAUAGCGUAGAUAGUGAUGGCGAAGACAGCAUCGAGACAAAGAGUUUGCCGCCUAACAGCUCGAAAGAAUGGCACCCUACGUUACCCAAACCAUUUAGCUUCACAUUGAGGGAGGAAGCGGAAAAAUACAUGACGGAAAUUGAGGCGACCGAGCGUAUGAAUCAGGAUAAUGAGAAAAAAAGUCCUUCGAAGAAACGACGAGUCAGACCAAUUCCUAUUACGUCUAAGAUACCACUCUACGAUAAAUUGAUGGCCGAGAAAGAGGAAAGAAGUCGCAUCGUCCGCGAGGAAAGCGCCCUGAAUCUGCUGUCGCAGGUGCGACCUUUUAAGCUAGAGUGCGACCGCCGGGCGUGGCGUUCCUUAGCAAGGUCUAGUCCCGAGCUCCGCUCGAGCAAAAGCAGUUCUUCGCGCUUCAAGGCCAAACCUGUGCCAAGAAACUUGUUCGGCACCGAGGUUUACGAUCGCAUGCUCGAGGAUGAGUAUUACAGACAACUGAAAAAAAGGGUGAGGGCCGCCGAGCUGCUGAAAUCCUCUUCCUUGCCGCCGUCGAUGGCAAGACGCGAGCGUGUCAAAUCCGCGUGUUUGCAGGACGUAGCGUCCAACAAGGACGACAACGAGUCCGUCAUUCCAACGACGACAACGACGGCGUCUGACAGAACUAGAUCCGCGAUGACAUCCGCGAUGACAUCCGCGAUGAUGUCCUCGCGCGGAAACAACCUGGCCGCGAUCCUGAGAUGUCAGGCUUCCCGAGAAAAGCUGGAGCGCGAGAUACGGGAACGAAUGGAGGAGAAACGACGGGAGCAGAUACUGAAGUUCAGGGAGACGCUAAUCGGUCGGAAGCCCGCGUGGAGAGCCUUGAGAUCGGCCGCAAGGCACGAGCAUGACAGGGAUCUGGAUAUACGGACGUCUCUUCGUCGGGAUGAGGCGCGGGAGCAGGCCGAGCGUCAUCGUUUGCAGAUGGAGAUGAUGCUGGAUCGCGUGACGCAAAUACCGACUCUGUUCGAACGGCAUUCCCAGAGUUUCCAGUCACUUGCAACAGCACAUCAAGAAAAACCUUCUCCAACGAGCAUCAACGUCCGCAAGAAGAAGAAGAAGAAAAGAAAGCAACAGCAACCGCCGAAGAGAUCUAUGUCGAGCAGUCUAGAUUCGUAUAUAAGCCUUGUCAGCAAUUACAGACCGAAUUCAGGAUCGUUGACCAGCUCUUCCGGUACUUUAAUCUCCUCAAGCCAAUCGUCAUCGAAGUCGUCGCAUGGUUCCUCCGAUAAGUCAGCGGCCAAAUCGGAAGGCUCGACAUCGAAAAGGAAGGCCGAUCGCGGCCCGCUCAAAGUGUCGAUCAACGAAACAGCGGAACUGAUCGAGGAUCGUAAUGAAAAAUCGAUGAGCAGCGAGGAACACGAAGAUGCGUUAUAAAACGAUGGCAACGUUACUGCCAAAGAGUAAAUUAAAUUGAUAUCUUUAAUUCUUUUGAAAAUAUUCUGAAUUUCAAAUUUAUAUACAUUUGAUUGGUUAUAAUAUAUAUAGUUAAUAGAGCUUAUAUAUUAUAUGAUAAAAUUAUAUAGUUGAGCUAUGAAUUGAAAAUUUGCUUAAAAUUAGGCCAGGAAAAUAAUUUAUUUAUUCUUAAUGUGCUUAUCUAUAUUUUACAUUAAUAU